Molecule: messenger RNA, 4856 nt
Organism: Pundamilia nyererei
Lineage: Eukaryota; Metazoa; Chordata; Actinopteri; Cichliformes; Cichlidae
Product: mitogen-activated protein kinase-binding protein 1-like
Exons: 32
Coding region: 285-4856 (1523 amino acids)
Biological process (GO): positive regulation of JNK cascade; negative regulation of canonical NF-kappaB signal transduction
Cellular component (GO): cytoplasm
Molecular function (GO): protein binding
Source: RefSeq, a predicted model, not a curated record
CGCAGCGCUCAGACGAGAACCUGCAACGACAGAAGAAGAGAACAGCGAACUUACUCGAGAGAUUAGCCUCCACAUGUCCCACCGGCUGCUGCAGGAGCUCUGUCACACUUUGUAAAGCUCUGCAGCCGGAAGGUUUUAGUCCUGGGAGCAGGAUCAUUACGCGCUCCCCUUCGCUUCUUCUUCUCCAGCCCGUGUGCGCGCCACACUCCGUCAGUCCGUGGAUUGCCACAGUGGAUGGUCAGCAGCCCUCAGAGCCGUGCCUCCGGGCUGCCAAGCUAAGAAAAAUGCCGGGCGAUGGAUUCACCAUUAAAAGUCGCAUUAGGAAGUUUCUGCGUUCUCCAUCCACCGGAAAGAACUGCAAAGAAAAUCUCACCAGCAAGGUGACUCUAGAGAAAGUGUUGGGCAUCACCUCUUCAGGAAACAGCGCUCUGGCCUGCGACCCUCGAUCCGGACUUGUGGCCUAUCCUGCAGGGUGUGUGGUAGUCUUACUGAACCCCAAAAAGAACAGGCAGCACCACAUUAUCAACACUUCAAGGAAAACCAUCACAGCUCUGUCUUUUUCCCCUGACGGCAAACACUUGGUGACAGGAGAGAGCGGUCACCUACCGGCGGUGAGGGUAUGGGACGUGGCAGAACGGAAGCAAGUGGCCGAGCUCCAGAAGCACAAGUACGGCGUCUCCUGUGUGGCUUUCUCCCCCAAUGGCAAAUACAUAGUCAGUGUAGGAAAUCAACAUGACAUGAUGGUCAACGUCUGGGCGUGGAAGAAAGAUGUAAUAGUGGCCGCUAACAAGGUGUCCAGUAAGGUGAAAGGUGUGUCUUUCUCCGAGGACAGCUCCUACUUUGUCACAGUGGGGAACAGGCAUGUCAAGUUCUGGUAUCUGGAUCACUGCAAGGCCAACAAGGCCAGCGCUCCUGUGCCUCUGCUGGGCCGCUCCGGGCUGCUGGGAGAGCUGAGGAACAAUUUCUUCUGUGAUGUAGCUUGUGGACGUGGCUCAAAAUCAGACUCCACUUUCUGCAUUACUUCCUCUGGCCUGCUGUGUGAGUUUAACAGCAAGAGGAUGCUGGACAAGUGGGUGGACCUUCGGACCGGGCUGGCUCAGUCGCUCUCUCUGUCUGAACACAUGAUCUUCUGCGGCUGUGCCGAUGGAACGGUGCGAGCCUUCAGACCCGCUGACUUGCACUUUGUGUGCACGCUGCCGCGGCCGCACCCCCUCGGCUCUGACGUCUCCUCCAUGACUGAGGCCAGUCAUCUGUUCAACGCCACAGCGGAUGCCCGUUACCCAGACACCGUUGCCGUUACCUAUGACCCCGUCAGCUGCCGGCUCAGCUGUGUAUAUAAUGACCACAGCCUGUAUGUGUGGGACGUGAGACAUGUGCAGCGGGUGGGGAAGGUGCACUCUGCCCUCUUUCAUCCCGCCUGUGUCUGGGACCUGGAGGUGUUUCCAGAUGUUCCAGAAGAAGUGGCUUCUGGUUUGUCAUCAGGCGCAUUCCUCACUAGUUCAGCUGAUAACACCGUGAGAGUGUGGCGCAUGGACGACUGGACACAAACUCAUUCUCCAAACAUCCUGAGCCAAGAUCUUUUGAAUAUAAUCUACAUCGACGGGAACACCAGCACCUUGCUGGAUUCAGAGUGUGUAACAAGUGCGAAUUCAGAGGUCAAGUCGGGGGAUGGACAGACAGCGGAAAUCAGGACGGGCAUCAGGACCAUCUGUGUCAGCCCAGACGGCAAACACCUGGCAUCUGGAGAUCGCAAUGGCAUGCUGAGGGUUCAUGACCUCAGCAGCAUGAAGGAGAUUCUUAAGGUGGAAGCCCAUGAUGCUGAGAUCCUCAGCCUCGAAUACAGUAAACCAGAAACAGGGCUGAAGCUGCUGGCCACAGCCAGCAGGGAUCGUCUGAUCCACGUCUUGGAUGCAGAAGACGACUACAGUCUGGUGCAAACACUCGACGAACACUCUUCAUCCAUAACAGCCGUCCGCUUUGCUGCCAAUGACAACAAGGUGAGAAUGAUCAGCUGUGGGGCAGACAAGAGCAUCUAUUUCCGCACAGCGCACAAGACCGACAAAGGAACAGAGUUCAGGCGUUCUCACCACAUGGUGAGGAAGACCACGCUUUACGACAUGGACGUAGACGCCUCCUGCAAGUACGCCGCUGUUGGCUGUCAGGACCGCUGCAUCAGGAUUUUCAACAUCAGCAGCGGCAAACAGAAAAAACUCUAUAAAGGAUCUUUGAGUGAAGAUGGAAGUCUGCUCAGGGUUCAGAUCGAUCCCUCUGGUCAAUACGUGGCCACCAGCUGCUCCGAUAAAACCAUCAGCAUCUUUGACUUCUACACCGGGGAGUGUGUGGCCACUAUGUUUGGACAUUCUGAAAUCGUCACUGGGAUUAAGUUUACCAGCGAUUGCCGGCAUUUGAUUUCUGUAUCGGGAGAUAGCUGCAUCUUUGUGUGGAGGCUGUCCCCGGAGCUGACAAUCACCAUGAGAGAGAGGCUGCACCAGCUCAGAGAAAACCCAAACACACCACCCAGCAAAACCUCCAGUCUCAGGCGUGAGGUGUACAGCGCUCCCGCUCUGGGGGGUCUGUCCUCUGACAGCGACCGUGAACACGAGGAGGACGACAGAGCGGCGAACGACGAUGCCAAUGACCCCGAAGACAACGCGACCCAUUCUUCUUCCGCCAGCAGCCACGAAGAGGAGGACACAGGAGGCUCAGAUGAAGGACAGGACUGGGAGCUGACAAAGCAUGGAGUCAUCAGCGAGUCCUCAAAGCGUCCCCGGAGGCGUUGGUCUCAUCGUAUGGGCUCAUUGGAAGUGAUGGUUAAAUCCAUGCUGGACCUGACGCAACUGGAAACCUUUGCUCUGAAGAAAAACCCCAGCUGCCCCCCACAUGACAGAGAGAGGCAGAGCUCGCUCGGCCUCCAGGAGCCUGUGAUGGGAGAGAGACCCAGGAGACAUCAACCCUGGCCGGACGCCGACUGGCUGUCCUCGCACACUUCCAGGGACACCAAGGGGACAGAUGUGCUCUAUCCUGAGGAAAAGGAGGACGACACAAGUCCUCUGGACAGCGAUUACUGCAGGAUGCAAGGACGAGGGAUCCGUAGCGAGAGCCAGGACAGCCGCAGCCCAGACAGCGCUUGCUCUUUGGAUUAUGACAGCAGCGAGUCCAGCCCAGAUCAUAUUUUGGAUGAUCCUGCAGAGGCAGAGUAUCUGAGUGAGAACAACUCGGAUGAGGAGAACGACGAGAAGGAGGUGGACGAGGAGCGAAGGGAAGGGGUGACGAGCAUGGACGAGGCUCUCAGGACAAUAACGGACAGUGGCGGAUGCGAUCGAGCGGAUUUCCUCAAGCAGAACUUUGAGACGCUGUCGGAGGGCUGCACUACAGCUGAGCAGAGCAGAGUCCCGAGGCUCAGUAUGUCUUCACGCUUCCUGGCCGGAGGACAUAAUAACCGGUACUGCCUGACCACUUCAGACCAAUGUGGAUUCAACAGCUAUAAUUACAAACCCAUGCGGACUCUCACACGCCGCUGUGUACUUUCCCUGUCUAGUCAAGCUGUCAGUUUAAAGUCACAUUGUGGGAAUAAUGUGUGUCUCAUUUAUCUGCUUCUCUUACCCGGUAUUACCUUUCUGCGCAGAGACGUGCUUCUGUUUGCCAAAGCGAACGGGAAGGAACAAGGCGGCCGCUCCAUUAAGCCCCCGGUGUCAAAAGUGCGGCCCUUGAUGGAAGAUGGCGUAAGCGGGAACGCAGAAAAUAAGAGUCCCGUGUCCCCUGGGAAAGCUCAAGGGCCAAACAGGGCUCAGGAGAGAAGCAGUCCACCCCAGAAGACGACGACCACAGGGUCCCACCUUUGGAGGUUUUCUAAUCCUCCCCCCAAAGCUUCGCUGCUGCUGGACAGGACGACGUGCAUCCAAAAAUCGCGCUCUGCCCAGGACUUGGCCACGCGCUCUCUUUCCUCCCCUCUGCCCUCUAGUGACCAGAGGGAGUUGCACAAGAGACCUCAGCAGCUUUUCCUCAAUGAACCCUCUCCCAGACCUUCCUCGUGCUUUUCUUCACACUCCUCUGGGUCCCCACAGUCAUCCCAGUCCCCACUUCCAUGGGAGAGCCCUGAACUCAAGCCCCAGCACUCUUACAUGAACGCCACUGCUAGCUCUGUGGCAAAAAACCGGUCCUCCUCUUUUGGAGAUGCCAUCCAUAUAAUGACCCCGCCAGGAUCCCCCUUUUUCUCCAAGAGGAGGAGGUCGUCUGUGGAGGUAGAAACUGAGCCUCCCGUGCUCGCCUCAUGUCCUGUCCUGAUUUUCCCAUCGUCUGCGUCGUCAAAAGAUUCCCUUCCACUAUCAAACAUUCCCUCCUUGACUCCACCUCAUCCUACAGCCAGCCAGAACGUCCCUCCUUCUCGCAUCCCACUUCCUAAGCAGCCGCUCAGCCCUCGACGCAGCCUGUGCCUGGAGGUGAAGCCAAGCUCAAGUUGGUCUGGAAAUAUCAGCAGGGCUUCUACUCCUACAACAGACCCCGGAUGUCACCAUAGAGCUACUCCCCUAAACAAACAAGCAUUAGGCAGGCACCUGUCUCUAAGUUUGGAUUCCUCUUUGUCAUGUUCCAUGCCUGUGAAGCAGAAAAGGGACUCUGUUUCUGAGAGUGCCAAGGAGCCAGGUCAGGUGGCUGUAGCUAAAGAGUGCCCUCUGGUGCCUGAACAGGCCCACACAUCAAGCCCACAGCCAGAUCGCUCAGUCACCUUGGAAACUUGUAGGCAGGUUGUUACCGACCUUCACAGCAGUCUGCGGAAAACUGUCAUGUUAUACACUACGGUCAGUGUGUGCGUCUGUGUAUAUGAAUGCGUGAAAAUGGUGGGUGGAUGGAGAACUUGA